Hevea brasiliensis (rubber tree) is the source of this 1087-nucleotide messenger RNA. Its product is annotated as LEAF RUST 10 DISEASE-RESISTANCE LOCUS RECEPTOR-LIKE PROTEIN KINASE-like 1.2. The record is from RefSeq and is a predicted model, not a curated record. Gene Ontology annotation, molecular function: polysaccharide binding. Bases 338 to 1087 code for a protein of 249 amino acids. Lineage: Eukaryota; Viridiplantae; Streptophyta; Magnoliopsida; Malpighiales; Euphorbiaceae. The transcript has a single exon.
UUACAAUAUUUAUUAAAGAACUUUCACAACUUUUACACGCACAACCACAAGGCCAUCGGCUUUGAUUAAACAGUCCAAGAUUUAGGGCAGAUGCCCUUUUCAUCAUUGACUAUUGAAAGGACACCCUUUUCAAUCAACUUGCUUCCCUUAAUUAUAUGUAAGCCAAUCCCCACCUCUUUUUGAAAAGAAAAAAAAAUCCCUUGCUCUUAUCCUUCUCAAGUCUCAACUCACCCUACAAUAUUGCUCUCUUCUCCUCUUUAACGUUAUAGAAAUACUAUCCCCUCUCUCUCUCUCUCUCUCUCUCUCUCUCUCUCAACUGUACUAUCAAGAUCUCCAAAUGAACCAAAACUUGUUGUUAAUACCCUUCUAUCCAUUCAUUAAUCUCUUUAUCAUCACUUUCCUUCUCCUCGCCAUAAAGGCCACAAGUGCAUAUGUAGAUCCUCAGUACUUGACUUGCAGCAUCAACAAAACAUGUGGCGAUGGCCAAAUUAUAUCCUUCCCAUUCUAUAUUCAAGACCAGCAAGAAUCUUUCUGUGGUUACCCUGGAUUCGAUCUCGUUUGUCAUGAUCGCAGUCCAGUUCUCAGACUACGAGAUGAUAAUUAUAUUAUCCACAAAAUCGACUACAAAAACCAGAUUAUUCGCGUCUCAAACGCCGCGUUUUUCCAUACAAACACCGCUUGUGUUUCUCAUCGAUUCAAAAGCACAUCACUACCUGAUGACCGGUUCAAUCUAUUUCCAAAUCAGACAGAACUGUUCUUGCUUUCUCGUUGCAACUCAACCCUGCUAGGAGGUAGUAAUAGUGAACUUCAAAAGUACAAGGUUAAUUCUUCUGUCGAAACUGAAGCUGGUCCAAUUUUAUCAAUGUUUGAUGGCGAUCCUCUACUGGGUAGUGCACCAGAGGUCUGUGAAAAAGAAUUGGUGGUUCCUGUGGAUUCGCAAAGAGGAGAGAAUGAAGGAAUUGAAAGGAUGCUAGAAAGAGGCUUCGUGUUGAAUUGGACAGCAAGUAAUUGCAGCAUAUGCGAAAGUAGUGGAGGUAAAUGUGGGUUUAAUAGCAGCACCUACCAUUUUAGGUGUUUCUGCCUGUAG